Messenger RNA from Daucus carota subsp. sativus, 1071 nucleotides. RefSeq names its product protein MAIN-LIKE 1-like. Bases 1 to 1071 code for a protein of 356 amino acids. The transcript has a single exon. NCBI's taxonomy places the organism in Eukaryota, Viridiplantae, Streptophyta, Magnoliopsida, Apiales, Apiaceae. Gene Ontology annotation, biological process: meristem development; meristem maintenance. The record is from RefSeq and is a predicted model, not a curated record.
AUGGAAGAUAUUCUACCAGGGCCAGUUAGUCAGGAAGUUAUCUUAGAUAACUCGUAUCAUGUGAGUGAUGCUGUUUGGGCUGGUGUUGAUCGGGGUCCAUUGGAGUGUUUCUGUGGCAACCGGUCUAUGAGGAGCUGGUUUCUUUCUGAUGCUCAGAAGGAAAUUCUACAUGCUAUAGGGUUUGGCGUGUUUGCCAAUCCCAGACUUAUACUUCAGACUGACGCGAGGCUAGUGAGUGCUCUUGUUGAGAGGUGGCGUCCGGAGACCAACACAUUCUUCAUGAGACAGGGGGAGAUGACUGUGACCUUGGAGGAUGUUGGUUACAUAUUGGGGUUGCCCAUUCAUGGUCGGUCUUUAGUGGGAGAUGCUAUUGACAACCAGAAGGACUUUUUUCAGAGGAACUGGUUUGAGGAGUUGUCGACAGCUGACGUGGAUCCGGCUCAUACUAGGGGCGGGGUGAGGUACACAUGGUUGUUUGAGACGUACGGAGCUGAUCCCGGUCCUGAUCCAGAGCGGAUUCUCAUCCACACGCAGGCCUAUUUGUUCGUUGUUGUAGGUGCUGUUCUUUUUCCUACUACUAGUAGGAAUAUGGUGCAUCCCCGGUAUCUCCGCCAUCUUCGCAGACUGAGGGAGAUUCCUACAUGGUCUUGGGGUUCGGCAGUGUUGUCUUACUUGUACAGGGGGUUGUAUCACGCCACACAGAAGGAUGCCAAGAAGAUAUCAUGUUGUGUGUGGUUGUUGAUGCUAUGGUCUUAUGAGAGGUUCGAGAUUGGUAGACCUAUUCCCGAUGAGAGCAGGGGCAGCUAUCCGGUAGCUGAGUUCUGGGCUAUGCCUGACGAGGAUGAGGAGGAGGACGAGGGUAAGGGGAAGAAGGGGAAGGUGGAGGGCAAGGGGACGGGAAAGGAAGAGGCGAAGGGCAAGGGGAAGGGAAAGGAAGAGGUGAAGGGCAAGGGGAAGGGGAAGGAAGAGGGGAAGGGGAAGGGGAAGAGGGGUAAGGGGAAGGGGAAGGGGAAGGAGCCUGAUAUUCCCGAGGAGAUUGAGGAGGAGGAGGAGAUUGAGGAGCAGGGCUAG